Messenger RNA from Hydra vulgaris (swiftwater hydra), 3295 nucleotides. RefSeq lists its product as uncharacterized. NCBI's taxonomy places the organism in Eukaryota, Metazoa, Cnidaria, Hydrozoa, Anthoathecata, Hydridae. The record is from RefSeq and is a predicted model, not a curated record.
AGGGACGUGGUGGGGAUCGAAGUCGGAACCACUCGUUUAUGAAGCGAGCGCUCUACCACUACACCACUACCGCAUAUGAUUACAAGGAUUACAAGGAAGCAAAGACAAUUUUAUUUGCUUGGGUUUUUUAUGCAGAGGUUUGCCCCCAAUAGACUUCCCACAAAUGGAGAAAUGCUCAGAAGGUACUACUGGCUUAAUCUUGACAAAAAUACAAGGUAAAUUAGUAACUAACUAACGUAAUUAAUGUAAAUAACUAACUAAUUUUUGCAGCGUUUUAGUACCACACAGAUCAACGUCAAAAGGCUGCCCAGUUGCUUCUGGUAAGACUUAUUUGAGAUGCUCCAGAUUUGCUGAUGGAGUGUGUGGAAAGAACACCAAGCAGUUAAAUACAAACGUCUGUAUUCUAAGGAAGAGCUUGUCAAUUUGUGGGAACAAGCUGUGUUUAACAAUACUUUCACUGUGACCAAACAAACUAUAAAAAACAAAAUUGCCUAGAAAAUUAAAGAGUAUCACGCUUUAAAAAUGCUUAAAACACACAAAAAUGCUUAAAACACUCGAUUUGUCCAAAGCAGCUUAAAAAAGAAGGUGGACAGCUUUUUGAAAGAGAGUAGUGUGCUUUUUUCUAUUCAAAAAUCAAACAUAUAUGAUUUAAUUAAAAUUGGUAAAAAUAGGGAUGACGAGGCUAAGAGUGAAGACAUAAAAUUUUUGAGGCAUUGUCUGAGAGGGGAUAUGGUUAAGUUAGGAAAUGUUGAUAAGAUAUUUAGUGAAAAUGUUAACAGAGCACAGGAAAAAAUUUUUAAAAUGUCAGAGAAGAUCCAAAGACAUAAAAUAAAAAACAAGAAAAAAGAAAGUAACUAUUUGAAAGGAGACUUUUUAAGCACAGAUAGUGACAAUCAAAGUAAAUGCGAUAAAAUUUAUUUACCUCCUGCUAAAGUUUAGAAAAAACAAAAAAGAAUGACUUCAAAGUUUGCCUUUAAUUAAGUCUGAAGUAGUCAGACCAGGUAUGUGUCUUUUGAAUUGAUAACAUUGGUAUAUCCUUAUAUCGAGAUCAACUUUAAACAGGAAGACCCAUACUAUUGUGGAGUCUGAGGCGCAAAUGAUCAGGGAGGAAAAUUUAGAUAAAAUAAGUAGUUUGAAAAUUGUGGUACACUUUGACACAAAAAUAUUGAAAAGAUACAAUUGCGAAAAAGGAGUAUCUAAAAAUGAAAAUAGAAUUGCCAUAAGCGCAUCUUCACCAGAGUCUGGUCCGCUAGAUUUCUUUCUGGGCAUCUUAGAAAUUGAAAGUUCUAAUGGAAGUGUUCAAGCUACUGCCAUUCAAGCUAUGCUUGAAUACUAUGAGAUGUCUGAUCAGAUUAUUGGAUUGUGUUCCGACACAACAUCCAGUAACACUGGGAGGAAAAAAGGUGCCAUAAGCAUUAUUAUUUCAUAUGCCCUAGGUAGACCGGUUCUUUGGCUAAUGUGCAGACAUCACAUCUAUGAAAAGCAUGUGGCUCAUGUAAUAAAGAAAAUAUUUGGUCAAACCAAUAGUCCCAGCAGGAAGCUGUAUGUUACUUUCCAAAAAAUUUGGCCGCAGAUUUAUGAAAGUGUAAACAAACUAGAGAGAAUUGUGAAAUUUAACUGGACUCAAGAUGCCUUUAGACAUGACUCUUUGUUGUACAAACUUGCCUCGAAUACAAAAGAAUUCUGUACCACAGCUCUUGGUGAGAGUAUCUUUCAGAGAGGAGAUUACAGGUAUCUUUGUGGGCUUCUGGUAUUUUUUCUAGGAGCUCAGUUACCAAACUUUUCAUUUAAACAACCAGGAGCUUAUCGUGAAGCAAGAUUUAUGGCCAACUGUAUCUACUUGCUGGUAAUUCAAAUGACUCAAAUGUACUACUUAGUUGAUUCCGAAUCUGGUAAUAUAACCAUGUUAAGUAAUCUGAAGGCUGCAACCAACUACAUUGUAUUUUUUCAUGGCUUCUUCUUUCUGAAAUGCGCAAUGGCUUCUCAAGCACCAUCGAAUGAUUUGAUGGCAUUCAAUAUUGCUUUUGAGCUACAAACAAUGGACGAGUUUAAAGAAUUUGCAGUUGUGGGAAAGGUUCUUUACCAAAGUCUCACAUUUGGUACAAACCCCUCACACUUGGUACCUGUCCCCCCAACAAGUAGUUUUUGCUCUUGCUGAUAAGGAACUGAAAGUUGAAGUUAAGAACAAUAUGUUAAAUAAACUGCUUCCCUAUGAUGUCCCGGAGUUGCAAAAUCUGGUUAAAAAAAAACUUGAAUCUAUUAUUAAAAUUGUUCCCACGUCUAAACUAGAUGAUUUUGUCAAUGACCAGUCCUAUCUUACUUUUAUCCUACUUUUUGUUCUUGCUGUUGGAUAUUUCCAAAAAAGAACUUCUCCUAUGGAAAGAAAAAAGCAUUGAAGCAUGUGAAAAUGAGGAAACCUCUCAGUCUUUUACAUACUUCUCAAAGUGUGUAAGAACACUUGCAGUUGUAAAUGACCGUGCAGAAUAACACAUCAAGUUGAUUCAAGAUUUUGUUGAGAAAACACACAAUGAAGAUAGGCUUCAGGUAGUCCAGAGAAACCGGCAGCAGAUAUCAAAAAAGGCUACAAAGAAAGAUCUUAAUACUAUUAUUUAGCUGAGUAAUUUUGUAGUAAAAAUAUAGGUUUAUAUUUGUAUUAUUAUUUGUUUUAUUUCUUAUGAAAUUAAAUGAUAAACCUUUAUAUUUUCACACUAAAAUACCGCUACAAGGUCAAAAUAUUGACGUUUUUACUUUAAUUCGCAAAAAUGAUGCUAAAUGUAUCGUUUUAUCGCAUUUAAAAGUGACCUCAUCUCUAAACUUAAUUAGUUAUUUUACAAUAAAAAUAAAGAGUUCAUAGCACGCAAAUUCACCUGUUUGACACGCACCAACAAUUUCUUUUUGUUUUUAGUAACAGUUGCUAUUUUUAUAUAAAGAUAAAAUUCAAUUUUAUCUAAAAAUUUAUAUAUAUAUAAAAAAAAAGGAAAUUGACCUAAAUAAACUUCCGCUAGAGCUAGAGACUUCUUUUUUUUUUUGUUUGUCUACAUGUUCAAAAUGAUGCCAAAUGCAGUAUUCUGCACAUCAAAAUUCAACAUGAUAUUUUUUUGGGACACCCUAGUGUGAGAGGUUAUGGGUACCACCAAAAUUAAAGUUCAAAAUCUUAUUAGAUGCCCACAGCAAUAAAUUUCUUUGAAAUAUUUUAUCUUCUUUUAUUACUGUUCUAAAUAAAAGUUUUUUAAGUUAUUUUUUACCUUCACACUAAUUUCAUGUAUACGCUUUAUUACAUUUUUUUAAAUCUUAA